CCACACUGUUUGACGUGUACCCUAUCAGCGCACUUUGCGACGCUGAGUUGCAACGAAACCUCAAGAGAAGCUCAAAAGCGUUUCUGAACUGAAAGGGCAGUUGGUUGAAAUCAAGUGGCAUGCAAAGAGGCACCCGUCGUCUCGUUACAUAUUAACUGCAGGUUCACAAAUCGAAGUGGAAAGAAAACGGGAUCGGUAUGCGAAGGCACUGCAAGUGGCAAGGGAAAUCAGUUCCAUGACUCAUGAAGCUGAGAGGGAUAGCUGCCAGGACUGUGAAGAACUGAAAAGACAGCUGAAGGGCGCAGAGGAGGGGCAAAAGGCAAAUGCAGAGGAACGUGACCAGCUGAGAAGAAAAUUGGAGGACUCAGAGGAAAAAUACGAAUUGGGACGGAUGCUAAGACUCAUGAAGAAGAUUGUGAGCCAGAUUGAGCAGCUCUUGCCCAAUCCGACAGCAGAAGCCAGCAAGGUUGACAUCGGAUAUGGAGUGCUUGUGGAGGCAACCACUCUUGCAAGAAUCGAGUCUCAAUGUGCAAACACUGCCAACACAUAUGCACGGGUGCUAUUGAGCAAUGUCUUUGGACGGGAGAACCUUAUUGGGAAGUCGCUCUACGGAGUGCAAUCGAAUGCCAACAAGGGCAGUGAUGCGAAGCCGCCAUUGGACCGUGAAAAGCUGGAUGCUGUUCUUGGUUACACAUGCCAGAAGUUCCGCCAGCCUGUGGGGCCGAUCAAGAACAGCCUAGCAGCGAUGCUUAGUAAACUGUCGAGGCCACAGAACUGAGAACGGAAUGUUUCUCCCACUUCAUCUCAAGUCAAAUGCACGAACAUCCAACAUAUGUGUGAUAAUGAUGUGAUAACGCCAUCAAUAUAGUCAUUAUGCUCG
Ornithodoros turicata is the source of this 880-nucleotide messenger RNA. RefSeq lists its product as uncharacterized. Gene Ontology annotation, molecular function: DNA binding. The record is from RefSeq and is a predicted model, not a curated record. Bases 236 to 778 code for a protein of 180 amino acids. The transcript has 6 exons. Lineage: Eukaryota; Metazoa; Arthropoda; Arachnida; Ixodida; Argasidae.